GCGGAGCGCGCGCACAGUUGUGUCAUUUUGUGUUUUUGAGACACGACACACCAAACCUCAUUUGUAUUACUGCGAAAAAAAAGUUUACUUAAAUAUCUUCCGAGGAACCUGACAGCAUCAAGAUUUUUGAAAACGUCUCCGGACUUUCAACACUUUAGUUUUCGAUUCGGCAUAGAAUGAAAAGACUCAAAUCAUCUGUUAAAAACAAGAUUUCACACUUUUGUAUCAUGUGAUGGUGUGAAGGGCACCGCGACGUUCAAUAAGUUAAAGGUGUGCAUUCAGCUCAAACGACCUGCUUUACUCGAGCCACCGUUUACUAUUAUAUUCAUAUGAGAAACGUCAACAAAUCAUUAGUUUCAUGUAGGUUUGUCGUCAACACCGCCGUCUUAAAUGAGUAGAUUUCUGAGGGGAGUUCAGUGUGACGCUGUCUGCUGAGGAGAACGGCAUGUGUCGGGACACAUGGCCUGAGCACAACACUGGGGACAGACACACAGGACAGGAGGAGGACAAGUGUUCACCACCGAGACUUCAACACGGCGAAGCGAGAUGAGAAGUGAAGCAGAGCAGUUUUCAUAACUUCAGACAGCAGAGAGGACAGCAGACAUGGAUUUAUUCAAACAGCAGAAGGUGGAGGAUUUCUAUGAAAUUGGUGAAGAGUUGGGAAGCGGGCAGUUUGCCAUCGUCAAACAAUGCAGAGAGAAGAGCACGGGUCUGGAAUUUGCCGCCAAGUUCAUCAAGAAGCGUCAGAGCAUGGCGAGCUCUCGAGGAGUGAGGCGGGAGGAGAUCGAGCGGGAGGUCGACAUCCUGCAGCAGAUUCAGCAUCCCAACAUCGUCACGCUGCACGACGUCUACGAGAACCGGACGGAUGUGGUGCUCAUCCUGGAGCUGGUCUCUGGAGGGGAGCUGUUCGACUUCCUGGCGCAGAAGGAGUCUCUGAGCGAGGAGGAGGCCACGCAGUUCAUCAAGCAGAUCCUGGAGGGGGUGAACUACCUCCACGCCAGAAAGAUCGCCCACUUUGACCUCAAGCCUGAAAACAUAAUGCUGCUGGACAAGAACGUGCCGCUGCCGAGAAUCAAGCUCAUCGAUUUCGGUCUCGCCCACAAGAUUGAAGCCGGGGUCGAGUUCAAAAACAUCUUUGGAACACCCGAGUUUGUCGCUCCGGAGAUCGUCAACUAUGAGCCUCUGGGGUUAGAAGCAGACAUGUGGAGCAUCGGGGUCAUCACCUACAUCCUGUUGAGUGGCGCUUCACCUUUCCUCGGGGAGACCAAACAGGACACACUGAGGAACAUUUCAGCUAUAAAUUACGAGUUCGAUGAGGAGUUCUUCUGUCACACCAGCGAGCUGGCCAAGAAGUUCAUCAGCCAGUUGCUGGAGAAGGAUAAGAGGAAAAGAUUAACAAUUCAAGAUGCUCUGAAUCACCCAUGGAUCAAGUCCAACGAGCAUAAGGAGGAGAGUAAAGCCCAGGAGCCCAAGAAACGGGAGCGCCGCCAGCUGAAGACGAAGCGCCUCAGGGAGUACACCAUCAAGUCUCACUCCAGCAUGCCUCCCAACAACACCUAUGUAAACUUCGAGCGCUUCGCCCAGGUGGUGGAGGACAUUGACCAGAUGGAGAGCUCUUUCGUCAGCCUGGCGGCGGCCCACGACUCCCUGCAGGAAGACAUCGAUGCCAUGGUGUCUAUAUACAAUGAAAAGGAGGCGUGGUACAAGGAGGAGAGUGAAGGCGUGCGGCACGAGCUCUCGCAGAUCCGCUACGAGUUCCGUAAGGUGGAGGCCUUCAAGAGGAGCCUGCAGGACGACAUGCAGGUGUUCAGCUCCAGCCUCGGCGCCGUCAGCAGCCGCUACCAGGAGAGACAGAACCACUUCGACGCGCUGCGUAUGGAGCUCAGCAACGAGCUGAAGUGGGUGCAGGAGGUGAUGGGUUCAUUUCCCAGGGACGGAGGUGGUGGAGGAUACCCAAACUGCAGCUUCUCCACUGUCUUCAACAACGACGUGAACGAGGCCCUGAAAGAGCUGCUGAACCGGCCGUGUGGAGGAGAGCUGCUGUCCGGGAUCAACCUGGACUUUGAGACUGGACAGCAAAGAUAAAUACUCACUGUCGCACCUCACGAUUAUUGUAAAACCUUUAAAGAUCACAAGAGUGAUGGUCUCUGGGCUCCUCCAGAUCCAGUACUUUUUACAGCACUGACAGCUUCUGUUAGACCCUUGAACUCAGACCGGUAACGAUCAAAAGAUCAUGGGUUCAUGGCCUGACAUUUACAUUUUCAAAUCCAUAUCGAAAGAGGCUACAUGGAGUCACGUGUGAUAUAACCUCAGCACUUUCUGGGCUACAAGGUCCAGUGAUGCCUCUGCAUGACCCAGAUAAGCCAACAAGACCAUCAGUCAGAAGAUUGUCUAUUUCUGUACAGUUGUAGUUAUUCUUAAUCUCUGUGCUCAGGUCUGAUUACAGUGAUCCUGAUUGGAUAAGUCAGACAUUCAAACUGUUUUUUAUGGUUUGGAUCUGAGGAUGAAUUGAGGUUUCUUCCAGUCUGAGGACGUCUGGUGGUAACGGCACUAAAACAAAGUGUACUCUGUUUCACCAUCACCAUCUUUUGUCCAAAGCAGCUGCCAGAAUCAAUUUUUCACCGGUCAGUUUGGAACAAACAUACAAAUAAACAGAGAGACACUCGA
Acanthopagrus latus (yellowfin seabream) is the source of this 2667-nucleotide messenger RNA. RefSeq names its product death-associated protein kinase 2a (gene dapk2a). The record is from RefSeq and is a predicted model, not a curated record. Gene Ontology annotation, molecular function: ATP binding; protein serine/threonine kinase activity. Lineage: Eukaryota; Metazoa; Chordata; Actinopteri; Spariformes; Sparidae. The coding region runs from base 604 to 2085 and encodes 493 amino acids. The transcript has 9 exons. Gene Ontology annotation, cellular component: nucleus; cytoplasm. Gene Ontology annotation, biological process: intracellular signal transduction; protein phosphorylation; positive regulation of apoptotic process.